GAUGAAAGUUGACGAUCGUGAAGAUGAAGAUGAAAUGGUUGUAGAGGAUAGUGUCUGUGAAGUUCACAAUUCACAAAGUGUUGAUCAUGAAAAUGACAUGAGUUGUGAUUCUAACAUUCAUGCUUACUGUCUUGAGAAAAUUGAGAAACUGGAACAUGUGGUACAGCAAAAGGACUCUGAACUUAAAGACAAGACCUAUGAGCUCGCAAGUUUAAACCAGAAAUUACAAAUGGAACGGUUCGGAGUAACAAGAUUUUCUUACGACCAUGAAAUGAUAGAGUUUUAUACUGGAUUUCCAACUUUUGAUUUAUUUUUAAUUUUCUAUUCUGCUAUCAAGCCUACUGCAACAAGAAUGAAAACUGUGUAUUAUAAGUCUUCUGAGGAACCCAGCAAUAGAGGACGUCCAAAGUCAAUGGAUCCUAUUGAUGAACUGUUUAUGUUUUUAUGUAGGUUAAGAUGUGGUUUUCUGACUGAGGACUUGUCAGUAAGAUUUAACAUUCAUGCAUCAACAGUAAGCAGAAAAAUAAUAACUUGGACAAAUUAUUUAUAUUUCAUAUUGGGUGGCAUUAAUAUCUGGCCUAGUAGGGGUAAAAUAAUGGAGCAUAUGCCACAGGACUUCAAACUUCUGUACCCUAACACGCGUGUGAUAAUAGACUGUACCGAAAUUUUUACAGAAAGACCUUCUUCUUUAGCCUUGGCGUCAAAAACCUUUUCAUCAUACAAAAGUCACAACACCUGGAAAGGACUGGUCGGAAUAUCGCCACAUGGUGCUAUCACUUUCAUUUCUGCAUUAUAUUCUGGAUGUAUGUCCGACAUAGAAAUUACGAAGCAUAGUGGACUUAUUGACUUAUUAGAACCAGGAGACCAAAUAAUGGCGGAUAAAGGGUUUAUUUUAAAUAAAUUACUUAAAGAUACAGGUGUGUCAAUAGCUACGCCACACUUCCUUUGCAGUGAUGGACAGUUUACACCGUCACAAAUUGAGGACAAUCAAAAAAUUGCAUCCUUAAGAAUACAUGUUGAGCGGCAUAUAAAGCGGGCUAAAGAAUAUAGACUUUUACAGUAUACAGUCCCACUUUCAUUAGCUGGAUCUGUGAAUCAGUUAUGGACUGUUGCUAAUCUAUUGACUCUGUUCAGAAGACCAUUAAUUAAGCAAAAAAACUAA
Molecule: messenger RNA, 1162 nt
Organism: Mytilus trossulus (common blue mussel)
Lineage: Eukaryota; Metazoa; Mollusca; Bivalvia; Mytilida; Mytilidae
Exons: 2
Coding region: 2-1162 (386 amino acids)
Source: RefSeq, a predicted model, not a curated record